GCCAGUGCCAGUCAGCGACCAACAACGUCAACCUCGUUGUUCAUAUUUGCCCUCGCAAGUCUUUCUCUCUACAACUUACACACUCCACACAUUGACACCACCUCCACUACACAUCACCGCCCCCGGCGCUUUCCUUGCGACAUAUCCAAACAGACAGAAAAACCCGUGCUACCACUGAAGGAAUCUCAAAAUGCCUAAGAACAAGGGAAAGGGAGGCAAAAACCGACGUCGUGGAAAGAACGAAAACGACAAUGAAAAGCGAGAACUGACCUUCAAGGAGGAAGGACAAGAAUACGCCCAAGUCCUCAAGAUGUUAGGCAACGGCCGACUCGAAGCGCUCUGCUUCGAUGGAGAAAAGCGUCUGGCACACAUCCGGGGCAAGCUGCGGAAGAAGGUGUGGAUCAACCAAGGCGACAUUAUUUUGUUGUCGUUGCGUGAUUACCAGGACGAAAAAGGCGACGUGAUCCUCAAAUAUUCCGCCGACGAGGCCCGUUCUCUGAAAGCCUACGGCGAACUUCCCGAGAGUGCCAAAAUCAACGAAACCGACACCUAUGGCCACGAAGGUCUGGAGGACAAUGUCGAAUUCGACGAGGAUCGUGACACCGACUCAGACAAGGAGGUUGACAUUGACGAUAUCUGAGCUGAGCACACACGCAUACGCACCGUGGCUGUUUUGUUUGGAUCCGGUUAUCCGACUUGUCGAGGUUUUUUGGUCACCACGGUUCAGAUUUUCAAAUCGUCAGGCAGGCUGCAUUGCCCAGCACAGCAUUCAUAAAUACAAAUGGUUAUGUUAUGGGACGAUGGAGUUCGGCAAACAAAAAUGGAUUUGCUUGUUUUUCCUACUGAGAUUUUCUGUUUCUGUUUUUCGCCAAUUUUAUCUUGCGGAUUGAUUUAUCUGCCAUUUCAGUUGUCCGCCUGCCUUUUAAAACAUCCGGGAUCAUCGCGUCUAUGUGUCCAGUCGUCUUCGCCCUGCAAAGUGUUAAGACAGGCAUCGUACUUCUGUUUCGUCCCAUGUAGACUGCCUGCUUAAAAUGGUCUGCUCAAGUCCUGAUGCCAGUGG
Messenger RNA from Exophiala dermatitidis NIH/UT8656, 1060 nucleotides. Its product is annotated as translation initiation factor eIF-1A. The transcript is spliced from 2 exons. NCBI's taxonomy places the organism in Eukaryota, Fungi, Ascomycota, Eurotiomycetes, Chaetothyriales, Herpotrichiellaceae. Gene Ontology annotation, cellular component: cytoplasm. The record is from RefSeq and is a predicted model, not a curated record. Gene Ontology annotation, molecular function: translation initiation factor activity; RNA binding. Gene Ontology annotation, biological process: translational initiation. The coding region runs from base 191 to 640 and encodes 149 amino acids.